This is a messenger RNA of Pelobates fuscus (common spadefoot toad), 3915 nucleotides long. It is a transcript of the gene MIB1, whose product is annotated as MIB E3 ubiquitin protein ligase 1. Gene Ontology annotation, biological process: Notch signaling pathway; protein ubiquitination; endocytosis. Gene Ontology annotation, cellular component: cytoplasm. The transcript is spliced from 21 exons. The coding region runs from base 200 to 3220 and encodes 1006 amino acids. The record is from RefSeq and is a predicted model, not a curated record. Gene Ontology annotation, molecular function: ubiquitin-protein transferase activity; zinc ion binding; protein binding. Lineage: Eukaryota; Metazoa; Chordata; Amphibia; Anura; Pelobatidae.
CAGUGCGCGCUCCCGGCGGUUUCCUCGGCGCAGACUCCCGGCUGGAAUCUCGGCCUCUCCUCCUUACACUCAGGCCGUGGGUCCCGACAGAGAGAUCCCGUCCCCCUCCGAUUGGCCGUAACUUAGGCCCCGCUCGCGCUCCGUACGGUCGGUGACAGGGCGGCAGGCAGUGCGGACCCGGAAUCCCCCCCCUCUGAGGAUGAGCGGCUCCCGCAAUAACCGGGUGAUGGUAGAAGGGGUGGGGGCCCGGGUGUCUAGGGGCCCGGACUGGAAGUGGGGGAAGCAGGAUGGCGGAGAGGGACAUGUGGGCACCGUACGGAGCUUCGAGAGCCCCGAGGAGGUUGUAGUGGUCUGGGACAACGGUACGGCCGCCAACUACCGCUGCUCCGGGGCCUACGACCUCCGUGUGCUGGACAGCGCGCCUACCGGUAUCAAACAUGACGGAACAAUGUGUGACACCUGCCGCCAGCAACCGAUUAUUGGAAUACGCUGGAAAUGUGCAGAAUGUACAAAUUAUGACCUGUGCACUGUAUGCUAUCAUGGAGACAAACACCAUUUAAGACAUCGCUUUUACAGAAUCACAACGCCAGGAAGUGAACGGGUUCUCUUGGAGUCUCGUCGCAAAUCAAAAAAGAUUACUGCCAGAGGAAUCUUUGCAGGUGCUCGAGUGGUCCGUGGAGUAGAUUGGCAAUGGGAAGACCAAGAUGGUGGUAAUGGCAGAAGAGGAAAGGUAACGGAGAUCCAAGAUUGGAGUGCAUCAAGUCCACACAGCGCUGCGUAUGUUCUAUGGGACAAUGGAGCAAAGAAUCUUUAUCGAGUUGGAUUUGAAGGCAUGUCUGACCUUAAAUGUGUGCAAGAUGCUAAAGGAGGGUCAUUUUACCGAGAUCAUUGCCCUGUUUUAGGGGAACAAAAUGGUAAUCGUAACCCAGGUGGUCUUUCAAUUGGCGACCUAGUUAAUAUUGACCUGGAGUUGGAGAUUGUGCAGUCAUUGCAGCAUGGUCAUGGAGGAUGGACCGAUGGCAUGUUUGAAACACUGACGACCACUGGCACAGUUUGUGGCAUUGAUGAAGACCAUGAUAUUGUGGUGCAGUACCCCAGUGGAAAUAGGUGGACAUUUAAUCCAGCUGUUCUCACCAAGGCAAACGUUGUUCGGAGUGGGGAUGCUGCGCAAGGCGCCGAAGGAGGAACAUCUCAGUUUCAAGUGGGAGACCUUGUACAGAUAUGUUAUGACUUAGAACGAAUAAAACUGCUUCAACGAGGCCAUGGCGAGUGGGCUGAAGCUAUGCUUCCGACCUUGGGUAAAGUUGGCCGUGUACAACAGAUUUAUUCCGACAGCGAUCUGAAGGUAGAAGUUUGUGGAACAUCUUGGACGUACAAUCCAGCUGCUGUUUCCAAAGUAGCUUCUGUGGGAUCGGCGAUAAGCAAUGCAACCGGUGAGAGAUUGUCUCAGCUUUUGAAGAAACUGUUUGAAACGCAAGAAUCGGGAGAUCUUAAUGAAGAACUGGUGAAAGCUGCUGCUAACGGAGAUGUGGCCAAAGUGGAAGAUUUACUCAAGAGACAAGAUGUGGAUGUAAAUGGUCAGUGUGCUGGACAUACAGCAAUGCAAGCAGCAAGUCAGAAUGGACACGUAGACAUCUUGAAAUUGCUUUUGAAACAAAAUGUUGAUGUUGAAGCGGAGGAUAAAGAUGGAGACCGGGCUGUACAUCACGCAGCCUUCGGUGAUGAGGGUUCUGUUAUUGAAGUUUUACACAGAGGUGGGGCAGACUUAAAUGCUCGCAACAAACGUAGGCAGACCCCACUCCACAUCGCUGUGAACAAAGGCCACCUGCAAGUUGUAAAAACAUUAUUGGAUUUUGGCUGUCAUCCUAGUCUGCAGGAUUCCGAAGGCGAUACUCCUCUUCAUGAUGCAAUAAGCAAAAAACGAGAUGAUAUAUUGGCUGUACUGCUAGAGGCUGGAGCGGACGUUACUUUCACAAAUAACAAUGGAUUUAAUGCUCUCCAUCAUGCUGCAUUGCGGGGAAACCCCAGUGCCAUGCGUGUCCUGCUCUCCAAGCUGCCUCGACCGUGGAUUGUAGAUGAGAAGAAAGAUGAUGGAUACACCGCCUUGCACUUGGCAGCUCUCAAUAAUCACGUUGAAGUAGCUGAAUUGCUGGUUCACCAGGGAAGUGCAAACUUGGACAUUCAGAAUGUAAACCAGCAGACGGCACUUCACUUGGCUGUUGAACGUCAGCAUACACAAAUUGUCCGGCUGCUAGUACGAGCAGAAGCUAAAUUGGAUAUCCAAGAUAAAGAUGGUGACACUCCUCUACAUGAAGCCCUUAGACAUCAUACAUUAUCCCAACUGCGCCAGCUCCAGGAUAUGCAGGACGUUGGGAAGGUAGACACCAAUUGGGAGCCGUCAAAGAACACUUUGAUUAUGGGUCUUGGAACCCAGGGAGCAGAGAAGAAAAGUGCGGCUUCCAUAGCCUGCUUCCUUGCUGCAAAUGGAGCCGAUCUCACUAUUCGUAACAAAAAAGGACAGUCUCCACUGGAUCUCUGCCCUGACCCCAGCCUGUGCAAAGCAUUGUCUAAGUGCCAUAAGGAAAAAUCAAGCGGUCAAGUGGGAUCCCAUAGUCCAUCAAUGAUCAACAAUGAUUCUGAGACUCUGGAAGAGUGCAUGGUCUGUUCUGAUUUGAAGAGAGAUACUCUCUUUGGUCCAUGUGGACAUGUUGCAACCUGUUCUCUGUGUUCUCCACGUGUGAAAAAAUGUCUCGUAUGUAAAGAGCAAGUACAGUCUAGGACCAAGAUUGAGGAAUGUGUUGUCUGCUCAGACAAGAAAGCUGCUGUUCUUUUUCAGCCGUGUGGCCACAUGUGUGCUUGUGAAAAUUGUGCAAGUCUGAUGAAGAAAUGUGUUCAGUGUCGUGCUGUGGUUGAGCGCAGAGUGCCUUUCGUCAUGUGCUGUACUGGAAAGGGAACAGAAGAUGUCACAGAUGAUAUUGCAGGUGGGAACAUUCCAGCUUUACAAAAGGACAAGGACAAUACUAAUGUCAACGCCGAUGUGCAGAAGUUGCAGCAGCAGCUACAGGAUAUAAAAGAACAGACUAUGUGUCCUGUUUGUUUGGAUCGUCUGAAGAACAUGAUCUUCAUGUGCGGCCAUGGAACAUGUCAGCUUUGUGGAGAUCGAAUGAGUGAAUGCCCCAUUUGUCGGAAGGCCAUAGAACGAAGAAUUUUAUUGUACUAGACUCAAAAAUUGUUUAAUAUAUUAUGUUGCUUUUCUGUAUAUAGCUUUCCAAACUGUUACUGUAAUUGGGGCACAUUCUGUGACUGUGAUUUGAGUAAAACAAAAGCGACAAGAAUGCCUCGGGUUUACCUUGGAGAAAUGUGCCAUCUCACAUUCUGAAUAAUCCCUUUUAAAGCUAUCACCAAAAUAAUGUUUGUGAGAUUAUAGUGUGCGUGCAGUUAUUUAUUUUCAAGCAAAAAUCCACUGCCUUAGUCUUCUGAAAUUGCUUGGAAAGUGUUGUUUAGUUGGGGCGGUAUCCCUUUCAUUAUGAUAUUUUUCUUGAUAGCUGAGGAAAGGUAGCCUACCGAAUGCCUUAUUUUGGUGAUUUGAAAAUGUCAAAUGUUUAAAUUCUGUUUGAUUUUUUGUAAAUAAGAAGUGUUCCCUUUAAACCAAUCUCUGCAAACAAAUUAACCGGGCUCAGAUUAAAGAGUUGUUCAGUAUUGUUACUUAAUCUAUCUCUGCUCAAGCAGGCCUAAUUAUAAAUCAAGAACUUUUUUUGCAUGCCCUGCGGACUGGAGUUGAUUAUCAUUGCGUUAGCUUCUGGAAUCCUUAUAAAAACGAGUAAUGGAAUUUCUUUUAUUCAUUUUCAGAUACAGUAUGUCUUGUUAGGAGAGAGAAAACCUUCAUAUAACGAAACUGAGAUGUUGAGUCCCAAA